Messenger RNA from Neltuma alba, 312 nucleotides. RefSeq lists its product as uncharacterized. The transcript has a single exon. NCBI's taxonomy places the organism in Eukaryota, Viridiplantae, Streptophyta, Magnoliopsida, Fabales, Fabaceae. The coding region runs from base 1 to 312 and encodes 103 amino acids. The record is from RefSeq and is a predicted model, not a curated record.
AUGUCAAAAAAUAGCAAAAGGGUGUGUUUCAGUCCUGAUGUCAACGAGAAAUCAACCGUCUUUCUCAAGCACGAUGGCGAGGGUGGCAGUUUGUCGCCGGUGAGCUUUUUGCUGCGACUAGGAGAGAAGAUGAUGGCGGGAGCUAUGAAGGUUGUUUCUAUAAGAAGAAGAUCUUCAAGAAAGGUGUCUUCUUCCACCAUGGUUAGGUCACGUUCCUUAUCUGCAGGCUCUUCUGAUUCUCAUCGAGCUGAAGCUGUUGAAGAUUGUAUCGAGUUCUUGCAUUCUUCUUCUUCUAGAGAGAGACCCAGUUGA